AUGGGCAUUUUCACAGGACAAGGCGCACAAUGGGCUGGAAUGGGGCGUGAGCUUCUACUUGCGUCCACUGUAUUCCGCAAAUCUAUCGAGCGGUGUGAGCAUGCUCUGGCAACUCUGCACGACGGCCCCUCGUGGUCCCUUCAGGAAGAGCUUUUAGCAGACAAACCCUCGUCACGUCUCUCCAAUCCUGCGAUAAGUCAGCCAGUGACAACCGCAAUUGAAAUAGCCGCCUACGACCUCCUUUGUACGUCUGGGGUCAACGUUGAUGUGGUGGUGGGCCACUCAUCCGGCGAGAUAGUGGCUGCCUAUGCUCUCAGUAUUAUUUCAGCGGAGGAUGCCAUGAAGAUAGCCUAUUACCGUGGGCUGCACACCAAGCCGGCUAGAUCAGGUAGGAUGCUCGCCGUUAGCCUUUCGUUUCACGACGCCCGUGAAUUGUGCUCUUGGCCGUCCUUUUCAGGAAGAGUUGUGGUGGCAGCGAGCAACGGACCUGCGAGCACUACCCUAUCGGGCGAUUACGACGCGAUCCUUGAGGUCAAGGCACUCCUCGACCGUAAGAAGACCUUUGCAAGAACCUUGCAGGUUGAUGUUGCGUACCACUCACAUCAUAUGGUUCCCUGUUCUGCUGCAUAUCUGGAAUCAUUGAGGGCAUGCAAUAUCCAGGUGAAAUCACCUAGGAGUGGCUGUACAUGGAUUUCAAGUGUGACGGGGAGGAACGCAAUACUGGACGGGGAUAUCCAGUCGUUCUCCGCAACGUAUUGGGUCGAUAACAUGGUCAAACCCGUCCUCUUUUCCCAAGCACUGGACAAAUCACUUUGUGGCACUCAAGACCUCGCGGUCUCUAGGCGAAGCCACCGCUUCUGUGGCUUGGGCAGUUGA
This is a messenger RNA of Aspergillus oryzae RIB40, 876 nucleotides long. RefSeq names its product acyltransferase domain-containing protein. Bases 1 to 876 code for a protein of 291 amino acids. The record is from RefSeq and is a predicted model, not a curated record. Gene Ontology annotation, molecular function: fatty acid synthase activity. The transcript has 2 exons. NCBI's taxonomy places the organism in Eukaryota, Fungi, Ascomycota, Eurotiomycetes, Eurotiales, Aspergillaceae. Gene Ontology annotation, biological process: fatty acid biosynthetic process; secondary metabolite biosynthetic process.